This is a messenger RNA of Dioscorea cayenensis subsp. rotundata (Guinea yam), 1575 nucleotides long. Its product is annotated as transcription factor bHLH68-like. Gene Ontology annotation, cellular component: nucleus. Gene Ontology annotation, molecular function: DNA-binding transcription factor activity, RNA polymerase II-specific; RNA polymerase II cis-regulatory region sequence-specific DNA binding; protein dimerization activity. Bases 239 to 1261 code for a protein of 340 amino acids. The transcript has 9 exons. Lineage: Eukaryota; Viridiplantae; Streptophyta; Magnoliopsida; Dioscoreales; Dioscoreaceae. The record is from RefSeq and is a predicted model, not a curated record. Gene Ontology annotation, biological process: regulation of transcription by RNA polymerase II.
AAAAAACAAAAAGACUUCAUUCACAACCCCAUCCAAUGUAUACACACAUCUUCCCUUCCUUUCUCUACACCCCCACUUAACUUUGUGCUUUGCUUUCUUCUUCCCAAUCCUCAUCCAAACUUAAGAGCUUCAAAACCAAGACCAAAACCUUAAUAAUACUCUUCAUUGAUUCUAGAGUGGCAAACAUUGAAGAAGAAGAAGAAGAAGAAGAAGAAGAAGAAAGCAUAAGGUUGAAGGCAUGAAUAGAGGAGUGUUUCAUAGUUCUUCAGUGCAGCAAAUGAUGGGGGGAAAUAACCCAAACUGGUGGAGUUCUAUCAGCAACAUGAAGCAAACUGCAGGAGAUGAAACCUCUCUUCUUUAUCCUUUUCCAUCUUCUUCACCUCUCUUCCAUCACUUCUCUCAUCAUCAACCAUCUUCUCUUUUUCUUCCCCCCAUGUUCCCUUUUCAAGAAAACCAAGACCUUCCUGAGUCAUGGAGUCAACUUCUCUUGGGAGGACUUGUGGGAGAAGAUGCAGAUCAGAGAUGUGUGAGUUUGAAUCCAUUUCAAGACCAAGUUGUAUACUCAUCAGCAAGUAGCACUCACAUAGGUGGUGGAGAUGUAAAACAAGAGAGCUCUGAAAGUGGGUAUGUUUAUGGUCCUGGGAGCAGUACUUGUGAUGAGAUCCAUGCAGGGAGGUCUUGUGUCACAACAAGCUUCAGUAGUAGCAUGUUAGAUUUCUCAAACUCUAAUAAGGCAGAGAAAAGACAGGCUCAAGCACCAGACCAUUCAUCUGAGUGCAACAGUACAGCAAAUGGUGCAGCUUUCAAGAAGGCUAGAGUUCAAGCCUCAUCCUCACCUCAAUCUACUUUCAAGGUGAGGAAGGAAAAGCUUGGUGAUAGAAUAACUGCACUUCAUCAACUAGUUUCCCCAUUUGGAAAGACUGACACAGCGUCUGUACUGCUAGAAGCCAUUGGCUACAUUAGAUUCCUUCAGGGUCAAAUUGAGGCUCUGAGCUCCCCGUACUUGACCACUUCCUCAGGUAGCAGAAGACAAUCUGGAGUACAAGGGGAAACAAAUUGUGUAUUUCCAGAAGACCCUGGUCAGUUAUUAAAUGAUAACAACAUGAAGAAAAGAGGUCCCAAAGAUCAGGCUGUGAAUGAUGAAGCAAAGGACUUGAGAAGUAGAGGGCUGUGUCUGGUGCCAGUGUCUUGCACUCUUCAUGUUGGGAGUGAAAAUGGAGCUGAUUAUUGGGCACCAACUUUUGGUGCUGGGUUUAGGUAGAUUAUUAAUUAAUGAAUAUGUUCAGUGGGAAAAAUUAAAUCAAGGUACAUUAUCAUGUUGGGAUUAAUUAAGAAGUAGUGAAUAUAACAUCAUGAGCAGUCAAUCUGCUAAAUUCUCCAAAGGUUGAUUGCUCAUGAUGGUAUGCACUUGAUUUCAAGCAGACUAGUUGGGGAACUACAUUUCAUUUCUCAAAUUUAUUAAGAAAGAGAGAGAAAGAGACUUGCUAAUCUUAAUUAGCUCAUCUCCUAUAACACUUGUUCUUAAUUAUGUUGUAUAUGUUAUAUAUAUUAGUGAUCAUCUUCUUUUAUCAUUCA